CCCCUCUUCACUCCACUGUCGCCACGGCGUCUUGUUAUAGACAAACCAUCAAGUUGGCGGGCCUCUACCUUCACAAGUUCUCCUCGAUCCGUCCCCUUCUCGGCCCAAAGGCGUGGGUCUACGGAGGCGACUACCAGAAGCCCCCAUAACUGGGCUUUAACGGCAUUCAACAACACUCGCUACUGUAAUUGUCUUUUCACAAAAACCCUUCCUAUUCCCGUAUUGGGUGUGGAAGUCUGGCUACCGGACACUUCUUCCCAACGGCGGAGUGUAGGGGAGGACCCUACGCGAAGCCUAUCGUCAAGUUGAGCGCGCCUUAGAGGUGGGCGCUCACAAGCGACUCACCCGGACCCGUGGCCCUUGCGCUGCAAGAGGUCGCUCCACAAACCAAGAAGCUGGCUUAAUCAAGGAACAAGAAAAGAACGGAGUCCCACUCAUCGCCACCUGAGUCGACAAAAUGACUGACACUCCGCGAUCCGAGAAGUCCCAGACGAGGUUCAGCACCCCGGUGUCUGACCUCGAUGACCACCGCCACCAGCCUGCGUCCCUCCCACGAGUAGACCAUGGCUCCCCUGUUCGAUCUCGUCGACCCACCUUUGCGAGCAUCCAAGAACGCCCACAACCACAUCUCCUUCACCAGGUCAACGAAGCACUCGAGGGAAUCACUCGCCGCGACUUCGAGAGCGCUGUGGUGGAUGAUGACCAGCUCCUGUCCCCCGAGGCCUACGCCCGACGUCCCUCGUUGGCCCACAGUCCACAUGCUCGUCGAGACACCUUCAGGCGCCCCCGCGAUCCGGCAGUCGAACGCCUGUCUAAAAGCAGAGCUUCAUCCACCAGUUCACGGUCGGUCUCUCCUCCCAAUUCAGUUGACGCCUUUGCUGGCCCCAGGCGCCGUGAUCGAGCAAACACCCUACAGAGUCAACCAGGCUCGGAACUCAACCUGAGUCUGCAUAGGACGCAUUCUCGAGCUACUGCACGGCGCCCGACUAUCAGCGACGAGCGACCCGAAGAGCUGCAUAACAUCGAGGUUGCAUCCGCACACAGUUCUGCGGAAGAGGAUGUAUGCUUCCCUGUGUCUGAGGACCCUGGAAAGACCACCAGGUUCGACUACGAGGAACUCGAGGAAUUCGUUGCAGAGGCCCAAGCAAAGACCCCAAUCGGUCAGCCUCUGCGCCACAAGACCAGUGUAGCUUCACAUCUUUCUACAAAGCCCAAGGUCUUCGCAGACCUUCGCCCAAAGUCGAGCAAUUCGACCACGCCCAAGAUGGAGGCUGACAUAACAAAGGAAGAUGUUGAUCCAGCCAUCCAGGAAAAGCUCGCGGAGGAAGGGCUGGCGCAUAUGUUCAGUGACAGCAAGACGGUAGCGGAUGUCCAGUUGAAUCGAUGGACGUUUUUCUCGUCCGAGCUGGACGAUACGAUCCACGCUGCGGAGCUCGGUGGUCUUCUGAUGCCCGGUGAACGCUUCCGCGACCUUUUUGAGACCCCACCAGAUGGUGGCGUCUGGUGGCUGGACAUGGUUAACCCUACCGAAGAGGAGGUAUUCGCCAUCUCAAAGGCCUUUGGUGUGCAUCCCCUUACACGGGAGGAUAUCUGCAUUCAGGAGCCGCGCGAGAAGGUGGAGCUCUUCCAUCAGUAUUAUUUCGUAUCGUUCCGUUCCUUUUACCAGGCCGACAAGGAUUCCGAGGAUUAUCUGGAGCCUGUCAACUUUUAUGCGGUCGUGUUCAAGGAGGGCCUCCUUACCUUCACUUUCUGCGAGAGUCCACACACGCUCAACGUUCGCAAGCGCAUCAGCCGUCUCCGCGACUAUAUCAAUCUCAACGCCGACUGGAUCUGUUACGCCCUCAUCGACGACAUUGUCGACAGCUUCGCGCCUGUCAUCCGCGGUAUCGAAGACGAAGCCGAAGCGAUUGAAGACCAAGUCUUCACCGCACGUAUCGAAGACUCGCGCGCCAUCCUGCGCGCCAUUGGCGAGUGUCGUAAGCGCGUCAUGCAAUUGCUGCGGCUCCUCGGUGGCAAAGCCGACGUUAUCAAGGGCUUUGCCAAGCGUUGCAAUGAAUCUUACAGCGUUGCACCGCGGGGCGAUGUAGGCUUGUAUCUUAGCGAUAUCCAGGAUCACGUCGUUACCAUGAUGUCCAACUUGGCCCAUUUCGAGAAGAUGUUGAGCCGAGCCCAUUCCAACUAUCUUGCGCAGAUUUCGGUCGACCAGGUCAUCCAGGGGAACUCGAGCAACGACACGCUUCAGAAGGUCACUGUCAUUGCCACCAUUCUCGUUCCACUGAACUUGAUUUGUGGUUUGUUCGGCAUGAACGUGCGCGUUCCAGGCCAGGAUGGCAGUCUUGCGUGGUUCUUUGGUAUCCUGGGGACCAUCUGCCUCUUCGUUGCAUGCUGCUUGGGCAUUGCGAGGAAGAUGCGUUUCAUUUGACUCGUUGGACUUUUCGUUUGCUGAUCUGCUGUCUUUAUAGAUUCUAUUUCUUUUAUUUGUUUACCAUGUUUCAAUUUUGGUCAGAGUUGUUUUAGAGGAAGCGUCGAGUUACUGGGAGCGUUUUCCCUAGAUGUUGGUAUCUGUACAUGCAGCAAGGCGAAGGAGGACUACUGUCCUACUUGCACAUAAUUUUGUUUAUCGGUAUAUGAUGAUAGAAGAAAAGUUGUUGUUAUUCUAGACGUUUGCUACAUGUUUCCAAUUAGUAAAGCGCCAACUCAUGGUCCUUGAAACUUUAAUUAUGUUACAUCACGACGUUGAGCAUCAUCGCCACUGUGCCCUUUACAAACUCUGUCAUUUUGAAGAUUAAAGUUCGCCAUUCUCGUCUAG
Messenger RNA from Cucurbitaria berberidis CBS 394.84, 2809 nucleotides. RefSeq names its product cora family metal ion transporter-like protein. Gene Ontology annotation, biological process: intracellular magnesium ion homeostasis; magnesium ion transmembrane transport. The coding region runs from base 458 to 2422 and encodes 654 amino acids. Gene Ontology annotation, cellular component: plasma membrane. NCBI's taxonomy places the organism in Eukaryota, Fungi, Ascomycota, Dothideomycetes, Pleosporales, Cucurbitariaceae. Gene Ontology annotation, molecular function: magnesium ion transmembrane transporter activity. The record is from RefSeq and is a predicted model, not a curated record. The transcript has a single exon.